UUAUAUUCGUCCAUCAUGCGCCCCGGAGACCCACGUAUUCGCCAGACUAUCAACCAGAUCUCUCAGAAUCUCGAGUCCGCCAAUGAGUCCGCGCAGGAAGGGAUAUAUGCCUUUGCCCAUAACUACAUCGAGCCGUGUUUCUUAAGCGUACAAGAGUGCUUUACUUCCUGUACCGCUCCCUGCUUCCCUAGCCGAGAUGACCAGCUUCGUCGACGGAGACGGGAACGAUCUAAUGGCCGGGCAGAGUUUACUUUUGGGUUCUAUGACGAUUGGGACUACGAUGAGGAUGCGCGCGAAGAGGGACUGCUAAGUUGGCGAAAUGGUGAACUUGACAGGCUUCUGGCUGGGAGCAGCUCAUCGCGCACGUCUAGUGACCAGCCGCGCAUGAAUAGACGCAUGAGUUACGGCGCACGGCGGCGGAGUUCGGCCCUACCUAGUGACGAACGGCAAGACCCAACUGUUAUUCCCAGCUCGUCCAUCCUUGGCUUCCUCGAGCGGUUUCCAUGGAGGAUAGGCGCAAGAGGCAUUCGCUAUCGCCCCUCUGCUGCUAAUCUGCAAGAUAAUCCCGGAGGUCUGAAGCGUGACGCCCCAGAGCACGCACCAUUACUCGAAGCCAGCGACGAAAGUGACCAUGCUAGCGGUAGUAACAAGGACAACAGUCAACAUUACAAGCCAGAAACCCACCCGAGAAAACGGCGUGGCACUCAAUCGUCUAAUGCAACUAGCAACUCUCUCAGCUCCCGCGGGGACCUAAUACACAGUGAUGAAGAGGAAGAUGCCGUUCCGCUAGAUGAUGAGUUCAAUAUUAUGGCACUUGGCCGUCGUGGAGGCAGUAUAGGCGGUGAUGACUCCGUUUUCUCUGCCCCACGUUCGGUUUCCGGUUCAAUUAAGGAAACUCCUUCAUCCAGAGCCUCAAACACAAGCAAGAAGACAAAAGGCAAGCGAAGGAAGAGAGACAGAGAUUUGAAACGGCGUCGUACUAUGUCCAAGUCGUCACGUUCGACUUCCGAAUUAGACACCAGUAUUUUAGUUGAGCCGGCAACGGACGGGGCCGCGUUAGCUGACUUAAAGAGAGAGGAAGAAGCAGCACGAUUGGAAGAAGAGAAGGCGAUAGAGAGAAAACGUCUCGCCGCGCAAGAUCUCGCUAGGCAGAAGGGGUUGAAGUUAGCCGAUCCUGGAGCUGAGCCCUCUGCAGAAAUUCCGGGCGAAACUCUUAACGAAAGACACGAUCUUUCUAAACAGCCUUCAGACAACUCAUACAUUUCACCAUCACAAUCCGACCAUGUGUCAUUUACACCUAUCAACUCUCCGAACCCAGAUAAUAACUAUGCGAAUCCUAUCCUACAACUCAACAGCUCUGACCCUCAUAUACCCCUGACAACAUCACAACCAGAGGUUCCAAAACGUGAUAUAAAUGUCACUAACACAAAUGACCCUGAACCCAACCACUCAAUACAACUUAAUGCCGACCCGACUAACAACGAGUUAUGA
Microsporum canis CBS 113480 is the source of this 1491-nucleotide messenger RNA. RefSeq lists its product as hypothetical. The coding region runs from base 16 to 1491 and encodes 491 amino acids. Lineage: Eukaryota; Fungi; Ascomycota; Eurotiomycetes; Onygenales; Arthrodermataceae. The record is from RefSeq and is a predicted model, not a curated record. The transcript has 2 exons.